This is a messenger RNA of Tyto alba (common barn owl), 2236 nucleotides long. RefSeq lists its product as uncharacterized. The record is from RefSeq and is a predicted model, not a curated record. The coding region runs from base 482 to 1864 and encodes 460 amino acids. Lineage: Eukaryota; Metazoa; Chordata; Aves; Strigiformes; Tytonidae. The transcript is spliced from 5 exons.
CCUUGAGGCAAGCUGGCCCGACCUGCGGCCCACCCUUCCCCCUCAGGUUUCCCUGCAGCCACACAAACGCCUGACAGGCUUGUCCAGGCCAGCCCUCUCCAGCAGGAAUAAGCCGAGCCAUGAAAAGAGCAGUGCAGCCGCCCCAGCCCCUCUACUCGGUGAGGACCUGCUGGAACAUGAGGGGGUUCCUCUCGUACCAGAGUCAUUUGUCACCUUCAUGCAAGAGGGAGCCCAGAGGGACCUGCCCUGCCUGCUCCCCACCAGCUUUGGGCCAUGUCCUGGGGGGCGCUGACCCCCCAAACCCUGACACAGGGGCUCCUCUCUGGGGCGGCUGCUCCCCGAUGGCUUCACAACCUCCUGCACCAGCGCAGCCCCGGGUCACCGUGGCAGCCAUUUAGUGUCGGCGCGAUGUCACCAUUGCAUCACAAUCGUGGCCCUUGUUUUAGGGGGCUGAAGGAGGCUCCGCUGCCGCUUGGACUGCAUGCCAGCCAAGGAGCGUUUGGACAGGAGUGGGAAAACCACCUCGGAGAUGGCAGGAAAAUCCCACAAGCAGAACCACUGGAAGAGAAUAUUCUUGUGCUCCCUGCAAGAGAUGGAGGAGUGGAAGCUGACACUGCUGAUCUUCACCUCCAGCCUGAGCCUGUGGGGCCUCCUCAUGCUGGUGCUGCCCUGCGGCCCCAGCCUCUUGGCUGUCCUGGCUCUGGGCAUCCUCCUGGGCUGCUGGCCCAUGGGCAAGGCCAAGGGGACCUCUGCGGAGAGGAACAGAUGGAGAAGCCGGAGGAAGAAGGAUGACGUGAUGGCCACAGUCUUCGUCCCAAGCAAAGGCCUGGAGUGCAUCAUGAGGAGCCAGGUGGAAGAGAGCUGGAAGCUCCAUGGAGGAGACUGGAGGGCAAUCGGCUUCGGCGAUGAAGCAGCUGCUGCAGGGGAGCUCCCGCAGGAAAAAGGAGACGGGGCUCAAGGUGGGAAUGUCAGUGCUGCCACCAGCUUGGAGCUCCUCCCGAACCAGCCCUCCUUGGACAGCGUGGAAGAGCUCGCCACGUCCCUGAUGGAGUCCCUGGACAUGGCCCAACUCUGCCGUGACCUGCUGGGAAAACUGAAGGAAUCUGUCAACUGCAACGCUGCGACCCCCUGCAAGGACGUCAGGCAGGAGUACGUGGUGUGCCUGCAGUGCCGUCAGUGCCUCACCUGCUGCUGCCUGUACUGCAGCGAGGCCGCAGCUGAUCAGCACCUGCCCACGCUGGCCACCAUCCUGCACUCCGUGGACUUGCUGGUGCACGAGGAGGAGGUUCAGGUGGAAGUGGGGCUGUGCUUUGAGCUGGCCCUCGGCGGGGAGCUGUUCCACGGGUGGGAGGUAACCCAGAGGUUCCCCGAAAUACCCCCGGAGAGGUGCUGCCAGGAGUGCGGCGCGCCUCUGCCCAAGAGCCCUGGGCACGGCGAGAGUUCUUGGCCAGCGGUCCCCAACCCCAGCGCCCAGGGCACAGCAAGGGGGCCCGAAGGAGGUGCAGACCUGCAGCCAGCUGGGCCGGGGGUGCCUCUCCCCACCGCAGUCCCCACGUGGCCCCUGCCCCCCUGGGCACAGCCCCCCUCUCCUGAGGCCCUGGACCAGCUCCAGAACGCUGGGAUGGAGCCCCUGCCCUCAGUGGGGUACAGGGCCGGGGAGCAGGGGCUCAGUCUUAAGUGCUUCCGUCGGUGCUGCGCCAAACUGAAGGAUAAACUGCAGAGGUGCGUAGCAACGGAGUGCUGCUGCUUGAUGGUGGAAGGGAGCGUGGCACCCAGUGGCGCUGCAGAAGAGGACCAGACGCUGCCCUUGGAGAGCCUGUUUACAGCCGACACGCUCUGCCAUCACACGGGGAUAGAGGCAUGAGGGAACCCCACCAGAAGUGGAGGGUGAGGUCCUGCCACACUCACCCUCAGCCGCACCGGGGCCAGCCAGACACUGAGGUUCCACUGUUGGGAAAAUGUUGCAAUGCAGUGCUGCUGCACAAGCUGUUCUAUCAGCUCUGUCCCCUGUAUAGCCCCAGCCCAGGGCUGCAAGCACAGUCAACUGAAUAGAGCAUCAAUACAAUGUUGUAACAAAGGUAAUGAUGGGCCUGACAGUUCAAAGGAUGUUGAUGUAUGAGAAACUGGCCCUUAGCUACCGAAGCGAUGGGAGAUCUAUCAUUGUGGCUACUAAGAACUGAGACGUACAGAACUUGAGGUAAUCGUCCUUGAAGACUAAAAGAAAGAAGAAACAAAA